Molecule: messenger RNA, 5196 nt
Organism: Priapulus caudatus
Lineage: Eukaryota; Metazoa; Priapulida; Priapulimorpha; Priapulimorphida; Priapulidae
Product: kinesin-like protein unc-104
Biological process (GO): microtubule-based movement
Molecular function (GO): microtubule motor activity; microtubule binding; ATP binding
Source: RefSeq, a predicted model, not a curated record
GCGACCGCGAGUGAUGUGAGCGAGGGCGAGGGGCAUUGCAUCCGACACCGACGCGCAAACAGAGUGAAGAGAGUAUCGUGCGCGCACGAGAGAGAGCGGAUAUAUAUAUAUAUACGUACAUACAUACAUUUAAAUGUGCUCGCAUCUGAUUCUAUUUACUAGGAGGACAUCUUGACGGCGCGUCGACUUAACGCGCGUAACUGAAACUUAAGCGAGAACCAGGUGACCGGUUGGGUUCCUGAGAGCACAACAAGCAACAUGUCGUCGGUGAAGGUGGCCGUUCGCGUGCGGCCGUUCAACAAGCGCGAGAUAGAACACCAGUGCAAGUGUAUCAUUGCCAUGCAAGGAGAAACAACAACCGGAUGAUCUAACGUUCACAUCACAGGCGAAGGUUUACUCGGACGUGGGAGAGGAGAUGUUACAGCAUGCGUUCGAAGGGUACAACGUGUGCAUAUUCGCCUACGGGCAGACGGGGUCGGGGAAGAGCUACACGAUGAUGGGAGGCAAGGAUCCCGGUCAGCAGGGAAUCAUCCCCCGCAUCUGCGAGGAUCUCUUCAACAGGAUAGAGGGGAACAGCGACACGGACCUCGCCUACUCAGUCGAGGUGUCUUACAUGGAGAUCUACUGUGAGAGGGUUCGCGAUCUGCUGAACCCCAAGCACAAGAACAACCUGCGUGUUCGCGAACACCCUGUGCUGGGACCGUACGUCGAGGAUCUAUCCAAGCUAGCCGUGCAGAACUACCAGGACAUCUACGAUCUCAUGGACGAGGGAAACAAGUCAAGGACGGUGGCGGCGACAAACAUGAACGAGACGAGCAGCAGAUCUCACGCGGUUUUCACCAUCGUCUUCUCACAGAACAGAUACGACAAGCAGACGAAUCUCACCACAGAGAAGGUCAGCAAGAUCAGCCUGGUUGACCUGGCGGGCAGCGAGCGCGCCGACUCGACCGGUGCGAAGGGAACGCGGCUUAAAGAGGGCGCCAACAUCAACAAGUCGCUGACGACCCUCGGCAAGGUCAUCUCUGGCCUCGCCGAAAUGUCGUCUAAGAAGAAGAAGAAGGCUGAGUUCAUCCCCUACAGAGACUCGGUUCUCACCUGGCUGCUGCGGGAAAACCUCGGCGGUAACUCCAAGACCUGCAUGGUGGCCGCGCUCAGCCCUGCAGACAUCAACUACGAUGAGACGAUGAGCACCCUGAGGUACGCGGACCGAGCGAAGCAGAUCAUGUGCAAGGCGGUGGUCAACGAAGAUCCGAACGCCCGGCUGAUCCGAGAGCUGAAGGAAGAGGUGAACCGCCUACGUGACAUCCUGCAGCAUGAAGGCAUCGAGCUAGAUGCUAACGAAGGUGCAGACACGGUGAAGAUCCAUAAACGCUCCGAGUCGAUAUCAGCGGCCGGCGAGGACGCCAUCGACCAGCUGAAGGCGUCAAACAAGCUGAUGGCAGAGCUGAAUGAGACGUGGGAGGAGAAGCUGAGGCGCACCGAAGCCAUACGGCUCGAGCGAGAGGCUGUGCUCGCGGAGAUGGGCGUGGCCAUCCGCGAGGACGGACACACGGUCGGCGUCUUCCAGCCGAAGAAGUCUCCGAAUUUAGUCAACCUAAACGAGGACCCACUCAUGUCGGAAUGCCUGCUCUACUACAUCAAGGAAGGAAUGACAAAAGUCGGACGCCACGAUGCUCAAAUUACACAGGAUAUACAGUUGGGUGGAGCUCACAUUUUAGAAGAACACUGCGUCUUCAACAACAAGGAUGGUAACGUGCUGCUGAUUCCGUGCGAUAGCGCCAUGUGCUACGUGAACGGGGUGCAGGUGCUGGAACCUUACAUCCUGCAGACGGGUGGUCGCAUCAUCUUCGGAAAGAGUCACGUGUUCCGCUUCAACCAUCCCGACCAAGUUUUAUGCAUUUCGCCGUGCCAGUUCAUUGAGAGCGAUCAGCUCUGCGAAGAAUUGAUUGGUGAAAGCAAUGUGGAUCCCCAUGACUACAGCUUCGCUCUGCAGGAGCUGCUGGAGAAGCAGGGCGUUGAUAUCAAGCAGGAGAUGGAUAAGAGGCUGAACGUGUUGGAGGAGCAGUACAGGCAGGAGCAGCUGGAGGCAGAGCUGAGGUUUGAGAAGCAGAGACAGGACUACGAGUCUCGCAUCCAGGACCUACAGAAGAUCGUUGAGACUCAGUCUCUCAUGUCCAGCAUGACCCCGGACGAGUUCACCGCCGAGGACGACGACACCUUCGACUGCACUUGGACUGAAAAGGAGUUUAAUCAAGCGAAGUGGGGCUUUGAGAAGUGGAGGUAUCAUCAGUUCACCUCGCUGCGUGACGACCUGUGGGGAAACGCUAUCUUCCUAAAGGAGGCUAAUGCCAUUAGCGUCGAACUAAAGAAAAAGGUGCAGUUUCAGUUCGUGCUGCUUACGGACAGUCUCUACUCGCCGCUGCCCUCAGAGUUGUUGCCGUGCGGAUACAACUGCAACAACCGGCCGUACCCGAAAACAAUCGUCGCUGUCGAAGUGCUGGACACGAAGAACGGAGCCACGCACUACUGGUCGCUGGAGAAACUCACGCAACGGUUGGAGCUGAUGAGAGAGAUGUACCGUAACGAGGCUGACCUCUCCCCGACCUCUCCCGACGCGAACAUUGAGAGCAUAACAGGAGGGGAUCCGUUCUAUGAUAGAUUCCCGUGGUUCAGGCUGGUUGGAAGGGCGUUCGUGUUCCUUACCAACCUGAUGUAUCCAGUACCGCUGGUGCACAAGGUAUCCAUCGUGAAUGAGAAAGGCGAUGUAAAGGGAUGGUUGCGCGUCGCCGUGCAAGCAGUAGGAGAUGGAUGUGAAGAAUGAGGAGAGAGAGGACGGGGACGGGCAAAGCCCGGACGAUAUCACUCACGAAGACACAAACAUGAACAUCAUGGAGAAUCAGCUGCUGCAGGAGGCGCUGGACCAGGACAAGCAGAGGAGCGCAGGAGGAGGAGAGAACAGGGAGGAGUUUCCGCAGCACCUGUGUCCCGGCGGGGACUUCACGUUCCGUGUUACCGUGCUGCAGGCGUACGGCAUCCCGAUGGAAUAUGCUGACAUCUUCUGCCAGUUCAACUUCCUGCACAGACACGAUGAGGCGUUCUCUACUGAGCCACUGAAGAACACUGGCAAGGGACCUCCGUUAGGCUUCUACCACGUGCAGAAUGUGACGGUAAACGUGACAAAGUCGUUCCUGGACUACAUCAAGGAUAAGCCGAUAGUGUUCGAGGUGUUUGGACAUUACCAGGAACACUCCACACCAGAGCAGUUCAGUCACAACAACGUUCGCCCGCCACCUAAGAACAUCUUCCCAUCGUACCUGCCGAUCUCACAGCCGGUGCGCUCACCUAAGAUCGGACCUCUACAGACGCCCAGCAACAACGGAACCAUCUACUCCAAGUACGACCUGCUCGUCUGGUUCGAGAUCUGUGAGCUGGCGCCUAACGGAGAGUACCUGCCAGCUCUCGUUGACCACGUGAGGGACCAGCCCGGCCGCGGCACGUUCCUGCUGCAUCAUGGGAUACAGCGGAGGAUCGCCAUCUGCGUCGCACACGAGACGGGACCGGAUCUCGUCUGGACGGACAUCAAGGAGCUGGUCAUCGCGUUGACAUUAUUUGUCAUCGUUGUCGCCGUGUCAUUGUCACAUAUGUUGCAUCACUUCCACUGCCCCGCGGCGACUCUGGACAAACAUGAAGCAAUGCAGCAGUGUGAUGCAGCGGCCAUGUUUGUUGGCGGUGCGAUGGCAGCGGCCAUGUUUGUGGCGGUUGGCGAAUGCAGCGGCCAUAUUGAGAAUUGUGCUCAGCCAGCUGUCAUAUCCAAAGAUCUGUGUGUCGCCAUCUUUGGUCGAGACGCACGUACAGCGUCUGCCUCUAGAUCACUGAAGAAUUUUUUCGGCGCGGGAUACAAGGCCCUAGACUGCAACCGCGUCACCGGCGUCUAUGAGCUGGUGCUUAAGCGCGCCACAGAGCCGGGAGUGCAGCGACGUCAGCGUCGCGUGCUCGACACCAGCUCCACCUAUGUGCGGGGCGAGGAAAACCUGAACGGGUGGCGCCCUCGUGGUGACAGCCUCAUCUGGGAGCACCAAUGGGAACUGGAGAAGUUGACCAGACUAGAAGAGGUUGAGCGCGCUCGACACGUGCUGCUGCUGCGAGAAAAGAUCAUCGACGACAAAUGCACGCUGAAGGAAGACAAGCACGUCGCAAACCUCGUUGCCAAGGCGACGGGCAUCCCGGCGUCUCCCAGCAGGAAGCCGAGUGUGGAGCCGGAGGGGAAGCAGAGCUCUCAGAAGGAGAAGCUGCAGAAGGACGAGAAGGAGGAGGACACGGGCAACAGGGAGCUGUACCUCACCUCCAAGUGUCUGAAGUUGCUGCAGCAGGGCAGGCUGCCUCUCGAUCCGACACCGCCGACCGGCGUCAAGGUACGUCCAAUCAUGUCCGCAAUCUCACCCAACACGCUAGAACCUAACCUGAGACCGGUGUCGCCAUCUGGGAAGAAGAAGUCACACUCCUGUGACAACAUUCAAGAGGCUGCCAAGGAUUUCUCUGACAGAGCAAAGAAGUCUUGCUCAUCUAAUUCACUCAAACAGAUGAGUCUGUUUGUACCUGAGAUUGAGGAGGUGAGGCUCUCUCCAGUCGUCUCACGCAAGGGCUGGCUCAACUUCCUCGAGGAGAAGACCAGCGGCUGGGUCAAGCGCUGGGUGGUGGUGCGUCGUCCUUAUAUCUUCCUCUACAACAACGAGAAGGACCCAGUGGAGAGAGGUCUUAUCAACCUCGCCACGGCACAGGUGGAGUACAGCGAGGACACACAGGCCAUGCUGCAGGUGCGCAACACCUUCUCCGUCUGCACGAAGCAUCGAGGGUUUCUCAUGCAGACGAUGGGAGACAAGGAGGUGCACGACUGGCUCUAUGCCAUCAAUCCGUUACUCGCCGGGACUAUAAGGUCGAAGCUGUCACGAGGACGUGUCAACAUCACACCGGAAGAAAUAAACUGACUAGUGCGGGACUGCUGUCCACACCCACGCCACUGUGUUCUCACAGUCCGACCCAACGUUGCAGAAGUAUUUGUCUCCAGUCGCAGUAUAUCGCCGGCGUAGGCUACGUCAUAUUAUCAUCUCAGAGCAGCAGCAGCAGCAGCGUGCAGGAGCGGGAUGUGGGAGACGAUUGAUAGGCUAGAAGCAGCCGCCGGCCGCCAUUUCCAACAUG